GAGCUGCGGAGACAACCUGCGCUGCGAACGCCUGGCGUGUGCGCAGGCUCAGUGGGCCGCUAGGAGGGAGCGACCUAGAGGGCAGUUGAGAAGAGCGCUGAGCGCUCACCAGCUGUGGCACGAUGAGACCCGGAGAAGAGAAGCCGGUGGAGGGGGGCGCCUGCGCCGCCGUCUUCGAGGUGGAGCUGCUGAAGCUUCGCGCGGCGGAGUGCAUCGACGAGGCGGCCGAGCGCCUGGGGGCCCUGAGCCGCGCGAUCUGGAGCAAGCCCGAGCUGGCCUACGAGGAGCACCAUGCCCACGGCGUGCUGACGCGCUUCUUCGAGAGCGAGCGCCCGGCCGCGUCGUGGGCGGUGCAGCCGCACUACCAGCUGGUCACGGCCUUCCGUGCCGAGUGGGGGCCGCCUGGGGGCUGGGCGGCGCCGCGCCCGCUGCACCUGGGCUUCCUCUGCGAGUACGACGCGCUGCCAGGCAUCGGGCACGCCUGCGGCCACAAUCUGAUCGCCGAGGUCGGGGCGGCGGCUGCGCUGGGCGUCAAGGGGGCCCUGGAGAGCCUCCCCGGGCCGCCUCUGCCGGUGAAGGUAAUUGUUCUGGGAACCCCUGCAGAAGAAGAUGGUGGUGGCAAAAUUGAUUUAAUCGAAGCAGGGGCUUUUAAAAAUCUUGAUGUUGUUUUUAUGGCCCAUCCAUCUCAAGAGAAUGCUGCUUAUCUACCUGAUGUGGCUGAACACGAUGUGACUGUGAAGUACUAUGGAAAAGCAUCUCAUGCUGCUGCUUAUCCCUGGGAAGGACUAAAUGCAUUAGACGCUGCUGUCCUCGCCUACAACAAUCUGUCUGUGUUAAGACAACAAAUGAAACCUACCUGGAGAGUUCAUGGUAUAAUAAAAAAUGGUGGUGUAAAACCCAAUAUCAUUCCCUCUUAUUCUGAACUAAUCUAUUACUUCCGUGCACCCUCAAUGAAAGAACUUCCAGUUUUGACCAAAAAGGCAGAAGAUUGCUUCAGAGCUGCAGCUUUGGCUACUGGGUGCACAGUAGAAAUUAAAGGUGGAGCACAUGAUUAUUACAAUGUUCUUCCCAAUAAGAGCCUAUGGAAAGCUUAUAUUGAAAAUGGAAAAAAGCUGGGAAUAGACUUCAUUUCAGAAGAUGCAAUGUUGAAUGGCUCUUCAGGAUCUACUGAUUUUGGAAAUGUUACGUUUGUGGUUCCUGGGAUUCAUCCAUAUUUUUACAUUGGAUCUAAUGCCUUGAAUCAUACAGAACAAUAUACUGAAGCUGCAGGAUCACAAGAAGCUCAGUUCUACACUUUGCGAACGGCCAAAGCUCUGGCAAUGACUGCAUUGGAUGUUAUUUUUAAACCAGAGCUGCUAGAAAGCAUCAGAGAGGACUUUAAAUUGAAACUUCAAGAAGAAGAGUUUUUCAAUACAGUAGAAUAAAAGGAAGAUUUAGGAGCCAGUCACGGAUCAUGAAGAAGAAGUGAUGAUUUUCUUCCUUAAUCUUUUUUAAUGAGGGAGGAGGGCAUGGCUUGUUUUUCAGUCGUAAGGGAGUCAUAUUCCUCUUACCUGAAAAGUGAGGACAUGAUGUGGAGAAAACACAUUACCUCAUAUCUAGAGUGAAAAUUUCACAAAUCUGUUUAUGAUGGCGUUGUUACAUUUCAGGGCUGGUGUGUGAUGGCAUUUCAUAAACAACCUGGAUGACACAUGGUUUAUCAGUGAUAACAUUUUAUAAAUCCAUAUGUUGUGUGAGUGUAUUUUGAAAGAUCCAAGAGAUUUCAAGCCUUAUAUCCAGAAUUGCCACAUGAAAGAUUUUUUUUGAUAUAGGGUGGUAACAUUGUCCUAUGAAGUUGUUUUAAAAUUCAAGUUCUAAAUUUAGGGAAGGUUCAUUUGGAAUAUCUGACUAUAUCUGUUUCGGUUUAGAGAAUUUCUUCAUUGACAGUAAAAGUACGCUUUUUAUCAGAAAUGCUAUGGGGAAACAACUAGAAACUCAGGUACAAAGAAUAAGCUUUAGUUUUACCAUUUGAAGGAAAAUGAAAAUGUUCUUUUUUAUAUAUAAUUUACUCUGAGAGGUGGCAUUAAAAUGCCAUUCCUCAUUCCAUAUUUCAGUAAUAGAAAAAAUGGUAAAUAGAUAGGAUUAGACUCUUCCUGUAAGGUGUUUGCUUGGUAGCCCCAUGUGUUUCAGAGGAAUUUAAUUAGAGGAGUGAUGUCUGCUUAUCUUUAAUGUUAAUGCCAUAUAACUGAUCCCCUCUACCUAGCAGCCCUAUUCAGGUUUCUUCUCAGAAGCUAGCCUGUCCAGCUUGAGUAAACUCAGUAGUUUAUUAAAUUUAGGGGACAGAAUUCUAACCCUCCUUAAGCCCCAUGCUAGCUCAAUAUAAACUAAAAAGCAUUGUCAAGUUUUUUCCUGGUGUGACUUUCUUGAACAUGAUAAAAGAAUGUGAAACAAGUAUCCGGUAAAACAAAUAUUUUAAGCUGUGACUAUAGUAAAGGUCCAGUAGACUUUAUUUUAAAGGGAGUCCUCAAAUUUGAUGUAAGCAUUCCAGAAAUGGAAGGGGAAGGAGGGAAAAGUGAGCAUUUGGCCUCUGCUGCAAGCACGUCACUCGGGUGCUCUGUGCCUUCCACUCCUCGUUUGGAAAGUUAGGUUAGAUCCUUCAUCCUU
Messenger RNA from Kogia breviceps (pygmy sperm whale), 2640 nucleotides. RefSeq names its product peptidase M20 domain containing 2 (gene PM20D2). Lineage: Eukaryota; Metazoa; Chordata; Mammalia; Artiodactyla; Physeteridae. Gene Ontology annotation, molecular function: dipeptidase activity. The record is from RefSeq and is a predicted model, not a curated record.